This is a messenger RNA of Gregarina niphandrodes, 453 nucleotides long. RefSeq names its product nucleolar 12, 25 kDa protein. Gene Ontology annotation, cellular component: nucleolus. Bases 1 to 453 code for a protein of 150 amino acids. Gene Ontology annotation, molecular function: RNA binding. The transcript is spliced from 2 exons. Lineage: Eukaryota; Apicomplexa; Conoidasida; Eugregarinorida; Gregarinidae. The record is from RefSeq and is a predicted model, not a curated record.
AUGGGCAAGACCAAAAUAUCAUGGGAUGAGGACGCACGAAGAGACUACCUGUUGGGGUUUGCACGACGGAAAGCGGCUCGUAAAGAGCACGCCAAAAAGGAAAUGAUAAAGGCGAAACGAGAUGAGGAAAUACAAGCCAACAAAGAGUAUCGUAAAGACAUGAAGAACUGGAUGAGCCAAUAUAAACGUUCGAGGAAAAUGAUUGUUAAAGAGAACAGGAAAUGUGAGGAACGCAACAAGGAUGAUGAUAGCAAGCAGAAAGAUGAGGAUGGUGAUAGCAAGCAGAAAGAUGAGGAUCACACGGACGAUGACACUAGUCCGCAGGAUGAGAACUUCAAGACGUUCAAUGGUUCAUUUUAUGGGCAGUCCAGAUCUGUGGUUACCGUCUCCAUUUCCAACGUUAUCCCCAUGAGUAAUUAUGAUCUUCUACGCGCCCAGAUUUUCAAGCGCUAA